Messenger RNA from Lasiodiplodia theobromae, 1605 nucleotides. RefSeq names its product Protoporphyrinogen oxidase protein. Gene Ontology annotation, molecular function: protoporphyrinogen oxidase activity, oxygen as acceptor. The record is from RefSeq and is a predicted model, not a curated record. Gene Ontology annotation, biological process: heme biosynthetic process. Gene Ontology annotation, cellular component: mitochondrial inner membrane. The transcript has 4 exons. The coding region runs from base 1 to 1605 and encodes 534 amino acids. NCBI's taxonomy places the organism in Eukaryota, Fungi, Ascomycota, Dothideomycetes, Botryosphaeriales, Botryosphaeriaceae.
AUGACCUCCCUGAAUCCAAUGUUACCUGUCAUGUCCAAAAUGCAACAAGUCACGAGAAUGACACUGCUGGCAUCUCAGCAACAUCACUUCCACAAAGCUCUUUACAAUCUCACCAAAAGCAACGCACAUUCCACAACAUCAAAGACUUCCCAUGAGACGACGAAGCCCACGCGGAUCGCAAUACUCGGAGGAGGGAUCACCGGUUUGACAGCAGCAUUCUAUGCCCGAAAGCGCUUUCCUGACGCCACCAUCACCCUCUUCGAGUCCACCCACCGUCUUGGCGGCGUCAUCGACUCCAUCACCGCCCACAUCGACAACGACAACACCUCCGCAAUCUGCGACACCGGCACACGCACCCUCCGCGCCAACGCUCCCCGCGGCAUCGUGACGCUCGAUCUGCUCCACGCCCUCAACCUCACCCCGCUCAUCCUCCCCGUCCCUACCACCAGCCCCGCCGCCUGCACCCGCUACAUCCUCUCCCCAACCACCCACCGCCCCAUCCCGAUCCCCAUGCCCUCCGGCACCUCCGCUCCGUCCUCCCCCCACUCCCCAUCGCAGCCCAACAACCCCAACCCCAACCACCUCCUCCCCCACACCCUCUCCACCCUCCUCACCUCCACUACUUUCUCCCUCUCCCAAUCCCUCACCCACCUCCACCACCUCCUCACCCACCCCUCCCUCCACGACCCCCUCCUCCGCCCGCUGCUCCCCGCGCUACUACACGACGCCUUCCUCGCCCCGCUCCGCCCAGCCGCUGCGAAGGGCGGGGAGGGUGAGGAGGAGGUUGAGGACGUAGACAACGAAUCCGUCCACGCCUUUCUCACCCGCCGCCUCGGCACGCCGCGCAUCGCCGACGGCGUGGCGAGCGCGGUGCUGAUGGGGUCGUGGGCGGGCGACGUGGGGCGGCUGAGCGCGCGGGCGUGCGUGGGGGAGCUGUGGGAGGCGGAGGGAAGGUUGGUUGCUGCGCGCAAAGGGGGCCCGUGGUGGGCGCGGGUGGGGAGGGGGGGUGGGGUUGUGGGGGAGGCGGUGAGGGGGGCGGGCCGGGCGAAGGAUACGGGGGGAGAGGAGGAGAGGCGGGUGUUAGAGGAGGUGAGGGAGAGCGGCGGCGCGGGGGAGGUGGAGAGGGCGUUGGGGGUCGAGGGGUGGUGUGUGUAUGGGUUGAAAGGUGGACUGGGGGUGUUGGCGAGGGCGUUGGAGGGGUGGGUGAGGGGGGUGGGCGGCGUGGAGGUCGUGGUAGGGGGAGAGGUGGGGGAGGUGAGGAUGAUGGGUGAUGGGGGUGGUGUUGCUGUGAUGGUGGCUGGAGGUGAGCGGUUGUUCACCCAUGUCGUUGCUUGCACGCCCCUGAAUCGCCUGCUUGCCUGCACUGAGAAGUCGAUGCCUCUCCGGAUGCAGCCUAUGGAAGAGGUGACAGUUGCGGUGGUCACGCUGUGCUACUCGCGUCCUCGGCUCAAUCACCCCUACCAAGGCUUUGGCUACCUGAUUCCACGAUCAGUGCCGCAUGAACUUAACCCGGCGCGUGCCAUUGGGGUAGUGUUUGAUUCCGAUGUCACGCCCGGUAUAGAUGAGUUCCAAGGGUUGGAAGACUUCUCAGAUGAGGCGAAAUAA